This is a messenger RNA of Schistocerca gregaria, 1185 nucleotides long. RefSeq lists its product as uncharacterized. Gene Ontology annotation, biological process: pseudouridine synthesis. The record is from RefSeq and is a predicted model, not a curated record. The coding region runs from base 61 to 1185 and encodes 374 amino acids. NCBI's taxonomy places the organism in Eukaryota, Metazoa, Arthropoda, Insecta, Orthoptera, Acrididae. The transcript is spliced from 2 exons. Gene Ontology annotation, molecular function: pseudouridine synthase activity; RNA binding.
ACGUGGCUUUCAGACUAUUUUCUGAACAGGUUAGCGGUGGGCAGAAGAGAGUACGACCGGAUGGUCGAGAGGGGCUCCAUACGCGUGGACCGGGCGGUGGCGCUGGGAGAUAUGUACCUCGGACCGAACACGAGGGUGGUGGCUUAUUUGGACCCCAAGGUGUACGAGGCCCGCUUCGCGUGGAACGGCGAGCGUGGAGAAGAGUCGCCGCGAGAGGAUUGGAAGCCGACUUGGCAACUGGUGAGACACGUUGGGGAGGACUUCCUCGUGAUAGAUAAGCCGUCUGGGAUAUCGACCGUGGCGAGCAAGGAUCACCCGAGGGGGGCGCUGGUUCCCUACUGGCUGAGGAGCCACCUGCCUCGCGAAGUCGGCGCCGGGGGCCUGCUGACGACCUCGAGGCUGGACGCGGGCACGCAUGGACUGCUGGUAGUCGGGAGAUCCAAGGAGUUCGUGAGACGGUACAACUCUUUGAUAUUCGCGCGCAGGGUCACCAAAAAGUACACGGUCGCGGUGACAGGGUGGAACAAGCCGCACCUUGGACCGAGUCUUGGACCGAGUCUUGGACCGAGCCUUGGACCGAGCCUUGGACCGAGCCCCGGCGAAGGCGCGCCGCUUUCGGGACGGGCGCGCGCCGAGCACCCCCCGUACCGCGACUCGGCCGGCGGCGACCCGAGGCGCCACCUGGGGAUGUGGGAGCACUGGACGAUCGAGCAAAAGGAAAAAAGGCGCCUAGACUCCGUCGGCCGACUCGGCGAGCACGAGCCCUCCGCGCCGGGACAACUCGUCAUGAGCGACUCGAGAAAAGACGACUGGAGCCAUCUGGCGGUCGACUUCUCCAGAACUCGCUCCCCCAUCCAUACCGUGCCCGUCCAAAUGAUUUUGGAACGCGCGGAGCCGGCAAGGCUCGACAGCGUGACAUUCAGACCGUUCACACAAAAAUGGGUACAACAGCAAAUAAAUUUUAGCGAGACCCUGCACGACCCCAUCUACGAGCUAGACAUCGAGCUGAUAACCGGUAAAACACAUCAGAUCAGGGCGCAAUUGAAGGCAGAAGGCCUGCUAGUCGUCGGCGACUGGCUCUAUGGCUCCCCCUAUCUGGCGUCAAAGGACACGUUUGCUCUGUGUUGCAGGCAGCUAUCUUGGACCUGUCCAAUCACAGCAUCCCCGCACCUCUUUCGAGUCUAG